Nematostella vectensis (starlet sea anemone) is the source of this 4029-nucleotide messenger RNA. RefSeq lists its product as uncharacterized. The coding region runs from base 2415 to 3161 and encodes 248 amino acids. The record is from RefSeq and is a predicted model, not a curated record. The transcript has 3 exons. NCBI's taxonomy places the organism in Eukaryota, Metazoa, Cnidaria, Anthozoa, Actiniaria, Edwardsiidae.
AUGUCUAAUCUGAAGAAUGGUCGGAAACGCCUCGCUGUGUGAGGGUGAUGGUUAAUGAGAGGAAUCCUCAGUUUUGCCAUGUGCUAGAUGGCACUCGCGGUGAAGCUACCCAAAUAAGUGAGUAAUAACUCAAGUAAUUUGUACUUUGGAAGAAUUAGGCCUAAAUGCACACACACUUAGUGAGGCGACUUAAGUAGUAGGCACUCGAGAUGGCCCAUCAGCAAGUCAUAACACAUUUAAUAACAACAAAGACCUCAGCUAGCUUCUCUUUUGUGCUAUACGAUUAUAGGGCAAGGGAUAGGGGUACAAAUACUAUACAUACCGUACUUAUGUUAUAUUUAUGUGGUUCUGAGCAAUUAAAAUAAUAAAAAAACAUUCGACAGCCUCAGUCUGGUAAAACCCCCAGCAUGAAAUAAGAAAAGUCCAGCUAGCCGCGGUGAUAUGUAAUCAAUUUAAUUUCAUCUAGAAUUUGACAUUGCUUUAUGUUUUAGGACUAAAAGGCAGAAUGCGCCUCCAAAUUUUUAUUGAGUUGGUGAAACAAACAAAAAAUUACACCCUUUUAAAAUAAUAAAUGGUUUGGGGCAAGAAAUUUGAAUCCAGACAAAGGCAUCGUCAAGAGUCCCAAAAAACCUUUUCCGAGAGAAAAAUAGGAUUACUCUCAAGAUUAUCCGACAAAUCCCAGACAAGCGUUCGCUUUAAGGUACCAUAACUUUAAAAACGAGAUAUCUACAGCUGGCCGAAUGCUACUGCCUUCUUGUGAUAUUAGAUGCUGUUCAUGAUAACAUCACUUUGUUAUAUAUUCGUGAGAGGUUAAAGACAAAGAUUGUCGGCUUAUAUCCAUUUUUUCCCCGUUGUUAUCAGCUCUAAAAUGAAACGUUUACGAAAGUUUAAAAUUUAAGUAAUGCAUUGCCUAAGGGCAGUCUUUACACGACAAAGGAGACAUCACGAAAUGUUGUUUUUAAUUGUCUUUUCCUUUUCUUUCGAUUUUUGCAAGUAUCGCUAUAACAACUAUAGCCAAAUCGAUAAACCCUUGUGUUCUCGAAAACACUGUGUUAAAUAAUUAAGCUAGAUCAUUCAUAAAAUGUCACUCUGAUGACGACCCCUUAGUGUGACGCGAGUUAAAGUGCCGCCACUUGCUCUACAUGGACUGAAUGAAACUCGACCUGUUGGAGCCAGCUCUCUUUGCCCCCAAACUAAUUCUCCAAGUUAAAAAGUAAGAAAAUUUCGCUGAAGGCUUUCUGGGCUUUAAUUUUAACAUGCAUCUUUUAAUUUAGUCAACAAGGUCUUAUUCCCGCCUUUGCCGAUAGCGGCAGUCGCCGAGUUUGGCGCCAUACAGACGAGAUUUGCGCGCGAAAAUUGCAUGGCAAGUGUCAUUCUGGCUUGAGAGGCGACGGCGGGCGGCUUUACCGGGAGAACAAACAAUAAGCAGAAAGCGAACAGUUCCCCUUUCAAUCCUCACAACUCCUCAGGUCAAAUUGAGAAAGGAGAAAACAAAGAGAGAAAACAUACGACGCAGCAUAUUCGUCAUAUCCCUAAACAGGAGAAACACUUUUUUUCUAUCAAAUAUUGUACAAAAAAAAUAUGAGUUGCUAUCAAUGUGAAACUUUAACAAAUCAUCGAAAAAAUAUAAUAAAAAUAACAUUAAGCAGAUAAUAAGGACAUUCAGCGGAACACUGAAGAGGCUCAAGCAGUCUUCCAAGCACCAUAAAAAGUUAUUUUAGUACUAUUGCUCGUUUCUUUAAAUACAAGAAGGAGAACACAUGGUUUUAGCAACGACAGCACCUCACUUCACUCACCCAAAAAAGGUUUAAUAGGGGAGAAUUUGUCAGAGAAUUUGUCCAGUUUUGUCAGAAUUGCGUGCAAAAGCUAUUAAAAAACAUUUCCACGUUUAUAACAUUAACAAUUUAGCAUUACAAGCUCGCGCACUAGGCGCCUAGGUGACUAAUAGUCGACCCUUAAAAUGGCCUGAUUACAACCUAUUAGCGAAUUCAGCAGUGACGGCGAGGACGAACUGAAAGGUUGUGAAUAAGAAAAUUAAAAAUAAAAACAAGAUCCGCCAUUUAAAUUUGGGUAAAAGCCUGUGUUCGUGCGGUGCCUGGAUUCUUGGGCCAACAAUUGUUUUCUAAUCUCAAAGCGAUAUUAAGAAAAUUUUAACACUCGUCAAAAAGGCUCCUAAAUAUUUCCGCGUUUGAAGCAAUUAAUUAAUGGCAACAGUUUGGCUAAGACUGGCGUGGACUGGUGCGGUCGACAUAGAGAGUAGACUGACCAAUCAGAAGGCUGCAUGUAUAAUAGCUUGAUGUUGACGGUGCCAGGCAGGGUCAGCGUGUCCCCCCAUGAUGGCAUCAACUGCGCGCACUAGGCCGGAUGGCAAGUUUCACCACGGUUCACUCUACAGCUAACUGGCGGCGGGUGGUAUGGCUCUCACUAAAGCAGCGCUUUUUUUCGCCGUGAUGCUACUUGCAAAACUAACUCGUGGAAGGCGUAUUGAAUGUUUCUGUAAUGGUCCCCGAUGUUCGCUCGGGGUGUGCAAAUCACAACACGGCUGUUAUAUUAAGGCCCAUAUGGCGGCACAUGUGGCGAGCAGAACUGACGCGCAUGCGCAGAACAACAAUGUUACGUAUGGGUGUGUGGAGAACCUUAGGCCAUCUCACAUAUGCGUGACGGGAGCUAAGAGCAGGCGAACACCAAACGUGCAUUAUUACUGCUGUGAGGACGGAGAUCUGUGCAAUAUGCCACUUUACCUUAAAGAUAUCAUCACGAAUCAAGAAAAAAAUCGAAUAAAAAAACAUUAUGAAAAAAACAAGAAAGGAGCCAAGAUUUGCACCGAGCAUACGCCAGCGUUACGGCUUGCCAGCGUCAUCAUUCCAAGCAUUCUAAUAGGCGUUGUUGGCGCGAUCUCGAUUGCUCUCUCGUGUGAGUUGGUGCGUUAUCGAAAACUAUUUCCUCACGUCAGAAAGUUUCCAAACAUCAGAAAACCUUCUGUAACAAUAAAAAGAAACAAAGAUCACAAGACAGUGCAAGCUUCUACAAAUUCACUGGAUAGCCUCUCAUGUGAGACAACAGUGGAGGAACUAUUGGAGGACCAUGAGGCACUUCCCGCGAGUGACGUCAUACACAGUGCGAAUUACAUUUCCUCCAAGGACUGGUUAGCGCAUGUAUAGGAGGCUUGUGUCUCGCAGGGCGCUGUUCGGUGCGCCCCGCAUCUCGCACUAAACUGGCUCAUAAAAAUUCGCGCUUCUUGGGUGGCGCUCGUUUAAAGGCGUGCAUCUCGCGUGGUCCACGUUAAAAGGCUUUCGUCUCGCGAGGCCCACGUUUAACAAAUAAACCAUCCGAGAAAGCACGGUAUAACGAAUAUAACAUAAUUUAUUAAGCGGUUAUCUUGCGCGAAUCAUCAAGAGUAAGCCAAUGCGUAAGUAACGUUUGAAUCAGACAAAUACAUUGACACAUGGUUUACCUAAUGUGGCAGCCAUACAAGCAACAACGUUUUGAGCGCGGUCGACAUUUUGAUUCGCUAGACUCAAGGUAAAUGUAUUUCCUAAUAUGACGUUCGUACUUUGUUGUCUGAUCGACCGCUGAGUCAGCAUGCGCGUGGCGCUUGACGACAAAUGGCGUGACAUGUGAAGGUGAAAACCCAGGACGCAUUCAAAUGAAGGGAUCAGCAAUGGCGUGACACGGCCACCACGUGACACUUGACGACAAAUGGCGUGACAUAUGAAGGUGAAAACCCAGGACACAUACAAAUGAAGGGAUCAGCAAUGGCGUGACACGGCCACCACGUGACACUUGACGACAAAUGACGUGAAAUGAUAAUGUCAAAUCCCAGAACACAUACAAUGGAUCAUCAAUGUCGUGACACAGUUACCGCGUGACACUAAACGACAAAUGGCGUGACGCGGUUACCGCGUGACAUUUAACGACAAAUGGCGUGACACAGUCACCGCGACAAAUCGCAUAAAAACUAAAAUGACUGUCAACUGUUGUUUAUUUGACUGUAAAUAAAAUAAAUAAAUAAAUUAUUCUAUAGACGUA